UAACUUACCAAACGUUGUGGCCUUUUUCCUAUGCUAGGGGAAGAGGGAACCUUUGGGAAAGGUAAUACAAUUUAGAGUUUAGAUUAUUUCUUUACUGCUUUGAAGUAGUAAGAUUUUUUUCUGUUAACUUCAGUACCUCAUCUCAACUCUGUAAUGUGUGGCUGUAGGCUGCUAGGUUAUUUUAUCUGCAUUCUUUGGUGUGAUGUCACAGAUGGAAGUUCCAUCCAUUGUUCAGAAUUCAUCUGCUGCGCCCCCCCCCCCGCUACUUACUUGGUUCAGUGAGGAGGUUCAGUUGCCUGGCAGCUGCUAAUAUUGGAGAAACUUGUGCUGAAAGUGGGAAAAAAGAGGUUGCAAAGAUGGCAACUGAUCAACCUGAAGGCGGAGUUGAAGAGUAUAAAGUAAAGAUGGAAACUGAUGAAUCUGAAGGCAGCGAUGAAGAGUACAUAAGGCCCAAGUGGGAUAGUAAAUUGCAGUACCUUUUAAGCUGUGCUGGAUUUGUUGUGGGUCUUGGAAAUGUGUGGCGUUUUCCAUACUUGUGCCAAACUUAUGGAGGAGGGGUAUUCCUGAUUCCAUACCUCAUCGCGUUUGUGUUGGGAGCCAUCCCUGUAUUUUUUCUUGAAUUAGCUAUCGGGCAAUGCUUGAAAAAAGGCUGCAUUCGACUCUGGUGGCACAUCUCUCCUUACCUGGGAGGACUGGGUUACACUUCUCUGAUAUUGUCCUUCCUAGUGAUUCUCUAUUACAAUAUGCUUUUAUCCUUGGUGUUAUGGUAUCUUAUAAAUUCUUUCCGAAACCCGUUACCUUGGAGUUCCUGCCCAACAGAUACCAGCAAACCAGAACUUAUUGAAGAAUGUCACAAAAGCACACCUACCAAUUAUUUCUGGUAUAGGUACACUUUAAACAUAAGCACGGAUAUUGGAAACAGUGGCCCGCUUCAGUGGUGGCUUGUUUUAUGUUUGGCAGCCUGCUGGUUACUUGUGUUCAUUUGUACAGUACGAGGAAUUGAAUCGACUGGAAAGGCAAUAUAUUUUACAGCCACAUUUCCUUACCUAAUUCUAACAUUAUUCCUAAUUUAUGGACUGACUCUCCCAGGAGCCGUUCACGGAUUACUCUACUUCAUGACUCCUAAUCUCAGGAAACUCAACAAUCCACGUGCCUGGCUUGAUGCAGCCACCCAGAUUUUUUCCUCUCUUUCUUUAGGAUUUGGGGGACACAUAGCAUAUGCAAGCUACAACCCGUCAAGAAAUGACUGUGAAAUGGAUGCUGUCAUGAUAGCAGCAAUAAACUCUUUGACUUCUUUGUUUGCAUCAAUCCCAAUUUUUUCAAUUCUGGGGUUCAAAGCAACAGUGGCCUAUGAAGAAUGCUUGGAAAGAAAUGUUAAAUACAUCACCAAGGCAUUCAGGAACGAAAGCAUCACUGUAGACAGCAGCGCAUUUUGGCUCAGUUACUUGAACGGAACGGAUAUCAAUAAACUGGCAUCUCUCAAACUGGCAAAUUGUGAUCGCCAGAAAUUCCUUGAUCAGAGUGUUUCUGGAACCGGCUUGGCCUUUAUUCUGUUCACUGAAAUCGUCCUUAAGAUGCCUGGAUCGAACACUUGGGCGAUUCUGUUUUUUCUCAUGCUGUUCAGUCUUGGUAUAUCUUCCAUGUUUGGAUUUGUUCAAAGUAUCUUGACGCCUCUCACAGAAUCUCGCAUUGUGUCUAGAUACAUACGCAAGGAGGCAGUUUGUGGUUUAAUAUGCCUUACUGCCUUUCUGCUGGGCCUGGUUUUUACUCUGAGAUCAGGAAACUACUGGCUUGAGAUGUUUGAUGCCUUUGCGGCGACCAUGCCUUUGCUCAUCAUUGCUUUCUUUGAAGUGAUCGGUGUUGUAUAUAUUUAUGGAAUGAAAAGAUUCAGUGCAGAUGUGGAAGAGAUGACAGGAAGACCACUAAAAUGCUAUUGGAAGGCAACGUGGCAAUUUUUCUCCCCAGGGAUAAUGUUCCUAAUUUUUGUGUUCUACGUACUUCUUGAGCCGCCUGCAAGCUACAAUACAUGGAACCCAAAUUACGUAAAUUUUCCUGCAAAAGAGUCAAAAAAGUAUCCUCCCUGGGCUGUCGUCAUCUCUGAGAUGCUUGAAAAUGUACCAUGUUUGAUGAUCCCUUUCGGAGCCAUUUAUCAACUUUGGAGAAUUGUGUUGAAAAAGAAACUGCUACGAAUAAUACAUCCAGAUACCAGCACCGGUAUCCCUGGUAUCACCAGUAGCACCCGAUCUUAACUUUUGUUUCAGCAAUCUACUCACCCUUGUUUUCCCCAUCCUAUCCUGACCAUUAAAAAACCCCCCACAUGUAUCCUCAAAUUUAAGGUAUUCAAUCAGUAAGAAUGUAGGGAUUUCUACGUAAAACCAUUUUCUAAAUAAAUGCAUCUUUAUAUAUAGCA
Messenger RNA from Podarcis muralis (Common wall lizard), 2410 nucleotides. RefSeq names its product sodium-dependent neutral amino acid transporter B(0)AT3-like. Gene Ontology annotation, biological process: sodium ion transmembrane transport; nitrogen compound transport; amino acid transport. The record is from RefSeq and is a predicted model, not a curated record. Gene Ontology annotation, cellular component: plasma membrane. NCBI's taxonomy places the organism in Eukaryota, Metazoa, Chordata, Lepidosauria, Squamata, Lacertidae.